CGGCUCGCGUUAGUUCUUAGCUGUUUUUGUGGCCAACACGUUGUUUCCGCGCGCGUUUUUUCCAUACACAAACAAAACAACUGUCGAAUACCGCAUAAAUAAGCGGAAAUUAUUUAGCAAUGGGCAACCACAAAGUGUUAAAGACAGCUGGCAUUAAUUUAAGGUAUUCCAUGUACGAUUUUAUUGACGCAGUUAAGAAGCAGGAUAUUAUUUGGGAUCGAGAGCACGAAAAUUUCCACAAUCGCGAACUGCGAGAUCAGGCCUGGCAGCAGAUUGGUCUGCAGAUGUGUAAGAACUUCGAAGACGCCAGUGUUGGCGAAAAGCAGGAAAUUGCGAAAACACUGCUGAAACGGUGGAAAAAUACACGAGACAGUUAUUUGCGAGUAAACAGAGUACGGCAGAGCGGGGAGGAGAUUUCCCGGGGAUCCUAUAUAUAUGAAAAGGAGUUGAGCUUUCUCUUGGAUGUCAAAGCAGAACAUGACGAAAUAGGACCAUUCAAGGUGGAUCGAAAGACGGCUGUCAAGCGCACGCAUUUACGCAUGAUAAAAACGCCGCAAAAGCGACGUCGUGAGUCGGAGAAUCAAGAGAGAAGUUCGGACGUGGUAGACAUGGGAGUUUCUAUAGAUGCAUCGAUCCAGCAAAAUGCCUUAUUAGAGGACGGCUUGAACACAACUAUGGAAACAUUGAACUGCACAACAAAUACCUCAACUUUAUUGCCUCCUACUCAGCGGAACUUCAAGAAUGAGUCGAUCAGCGCAAUCUUCGGUGCAAACAGUUCAGCUGUUAAUACCUCAACCAACUGCAUCGAUCCUGAUCCCGAUCAGGCGUUCUUCGAUAGCAUAAAGCCCGAUAUGCAGCGCAUGACAAGUGAUCAGAAACUAGAAUUUAAAAUUGAAGUGUUAAAGAUACUUCGCAACUUCAAGAUAUUACCAAAUUGACAAUUGGAUUUGGUUGUGGAUUGAUGGGAACACCUUUAAAGUAUAUGCGUAGCUCAAAAUGCUAUUAUAAUUAACUAAGAUGUGACUGAAUUAUACAAAAAUUUACCUACAUAAAAGCGCAGUUAAUGUUUGGCUGUGUUCAAUUGAUUUGAGCAAUUUGGUGGACAAAACAACAAAUAAAUUAUUAGUUAAUUUGUAAAACAUUAGAUGGCUUACAAAAAUAACAGUACAAUUUAUUAAAACAAUUUUUUAUGGCAAACACCAAUAUAAUUAUGAUUAUAUUUGUUUCGUAAAAAAACAGCUGUUUUCUUGGCCUGGAAGUGACCAUAAGUAACAUUUCUAAAAUAUACAUUUUAACGCCGAUAGGCCAACAUACAGAAACUCCAUAGCAUACCCCUGGUUACACUUCAUGUGGUAUAUUUUCAAUUAAUGUCCUAUCAAGUUCUCUCGUUUUAUUUGUCAAUCGAUUUAAGCGCUUAAAUCGCCAUUUGAAUUAUCGAACUGAAAAAUCAUUUCACAAAUGAAAUGAAGUAAAUAUAUUUGAUAUAUUUAGUUAGACUUCUUGUAGUAGACCUAUUAAUAUCUCUCAGGUCAUGUAUGACUGGUUUUGUAAAAGCAUAUAAUGGGAUGUAUAAGCAUAUACAUACAUGCUAGGGAUACGGCUUAUACUUCCGAAAUUGCAAACCAGUGUAGGAACAUUUUACAUAUGUAUGUAUGUAUGUAUGUAUACUUAAAUACUCGUUAUUCUUAUUGGGAGCGUAAUUGAUUGAUCGCCGUAUGUAUGUGCAUGUUCAGUACAUGCUAUAGGGACUUAAGUAUUGAGUACAUAAAAUAUGCU
Molecule: messenger RNA, 1776 nt
Organism: Drosophila sulfurigaster albostrigata
Lineage: Eukaryota; Metazoa; Arthropoda; Insecta; Diptera; Drosophilidae
Exons: 2
Coding region: 120-938 (272 amino acids)
Biological process (GO): regulation of transcription by RNA polymerase II
Cellular component (GO): transcription regulator complex; nucleus
Molecular function (GO): DNA binding
Source: RefSeq, a predicted model, not a curated record